GUUGAGUUGUACUACACAGAGAAGUCUGAAGGGAUCUUAUCUUGGACCUUUAUUCCACACCAGUAACAACUAACACCCUCGAAAGACGCAAGGAUGCCCCUCGGCUUCCGUUCGGCGCAGUCGUUACUUCUUGACACCUUGACAACACGGUUCCCAUUUACAUAACAAUACUCGCAAUAGUAAAGUAUAUACACUACUACUUCACCGGGCAAGAUCAUCCCAUAUGGCCGAGAUGGAACUUGCGGAACAAUCCCGACUUAUACGGAUCUGUCCCGACUAACACCACCACCACCACCACCACCACAGCACCAACAUAGCCAAGCCACAACUCCAACCGCACUAAACUCGAAACUCCCUAGCAGACACACCUCACCUCAGCCUCACAUAGCAAACUCACACUCCCACGGCUCACCCUGCACGCAAAACUCCUGCGAAAUCGGGCUCGCCCUCACCCCCCUCCUGACCAAUCUCUCCCUAAACUCAGUAAGUCUAGGAAAAGCCUCAAUCUGGCUCCUGUUCUGCCCGGUAUUAUCAUCAACCCUCCCGGACCAAAGCACCUCCCCCGCCACGCUCGCCCUAGGCCAGACAAUACCAUCCAGAUUCAUCGGAUCAAUCGUCUCACUCCAAACCGCCACCUCCCCCCCAAGCACAAGCUUCGCCUCCUCCUCUGUAAGGUUGGCAGUAGGAUCAUGAGAGUAAAUCAGCCCCCAAGACUUUGUCGGUCCGCACCAGUCAUUAAACGGAUACCCCGUCUUGAAAGGCAGCCCAUUCUCCCAGGUGAUCCACUGCCCUCUUCCACAGUCGAGGUACUACAUCAUCAUGUCAGCCUUCACUCUCCCCCCCCCUUUUUUUUUCUCUCUCCCUAAUCAAUAAGAAAGAAAAACUCACCCAAAAAUUAUAAUUACUAUCAAUAACCCUAUGCCCCAUCCCAACCAACUCCUUCACGGCCCCCGCCCCAAGCCAGCUCUGCACCACCGUCCCUUCUCCAAGUGUAACAUUCCACUCCAAAGGAAUCUCCUCCCACACCACCGGCGUCAGCCCCUUUUCCCUAACCCUCUCAUGCUGCUUAUCAAUGAACUUUUGCAGUAACGGCUGCAAAACCUCCGAACUAUUCGACCUAAUCCCCUCAUCAAGCAUAGAAUCAUUCCUAUUCAACUCAUCCCCCCCCGUGUGAAAAUAAGCCGCGUACCUCUCCACCCUGGGCAAAAGAUCAUCAAACAACCUCCCCAAAAACUCGUCAACAGCCGUGUUGUUGAGCUUGAACGCCCCGCACGGCGGCUGGGCGCACCACCAGUGAUACGGCUGCUCAUUAUACGCGACAAUCAGCUCCGGAUGCGACAGCGAGACGGAACCAAUAUGCCCCGGCAUGUCAAUCUCGAAAUAGACCUCCACCCCGCGGACGGCGCCGUAUUUCUGGAUUGAUUCCACGUCGGAAGGGGAGUAAGUCUCGCUGGGGUGGUGUGCGCCUUUCUCGGAAAGUUCUGGCAUCGAUGGGAUGACAAGAGGCCAGGAUUGGGAGUCUGUGACGUGGAUGUGGAGGCGGUUGAGUUUACUCCAGGCCAUGGCGUCGAUUGUCCUGAGGAUGUCCUCCACUGGGAAGAAAUGGCGGGCCGUGUCGAGGAGGAUGCCCCGGUGGGGGAACUUGGGGGAGUCGGUUAUUGAGACGGGGGCGUAGGGGGUGUACCAGAAUGUGCCUGACGAGUGCUGGUAGAAGAGCUGGGAAAAGGUUUCCAGGCCGCGGAGGAUGCCGAUUGAGGAGACGGCUGUGAGUUUGGCGUGGCCGGAUUUGCUUAGGGUCAGGUUGUAGGACUCGUCGACUUCGCCUGCUAGUGGCUUGAAGGCGGAGCGGUCGUCCGAGGCGGUCUGGAUGAUUUCGAGAGUUUGGAGCCAUUCUAAUUUGUCGAGGUCGGGUUCGUACUUCGUGUUUGGCUUGUGGAGGAUCCAGGGGACAAACUUGCUGUUGAAUAUCCCGGUGAGGGCUCUGGAGACGCCGGCUUGGACGAUUUCCUUGCUGGUGAAGCCGGAGGGCGUGUAGCCGUAAGUGUAGGGGAUCUGUUGGAAGGCGAGGUUUUCAGUUAAUACUUCCUCCUCUUGGCCAUCAUCAUUUAUGUCAUCUGAGCAGUGAGCAGGGCAUUCAUGGGGCUGUGGCUCAGAGGAAGGAAUGGAAGAGGAAGACCAGCGUACAAAUGCACCGUUGUAUGUGACUUCAAUGUUCUGAUUCAGAAACUGGACGCCAUCUCCUUUGGUGAAUUUUUGAGGGGCAGGCCAUACAGCUGCUACAGGGUUGGGGAAGAGGGGGUAUAGCAAGCAGAGAGCCGUCACGAGCGACGGCAAACGAGAAAACAUGUUGGGUUGUAUUUGAGGUGGGAAUACCGCAGAGAUCGGGAAUAUUUGGGGGGGAAAGCAGGAGAAGGUGACCUUGAAGCUGCCUGUGGUGUUUUCAACCCCAAGGCAAACCAAGGGCAGGCGGGUGAAAGCAGGGACAGGGCAGGGCAGGCCAAGGCUGGAGAACAGAGGGAGCAGCAGGCUUUGGAUGAUGUUUAUAUAAAUCAGAAAUGGGCAUUCAAGGGCUGGUCUUCCAAUUCAUGCAUUCAAUCGGUGUACCGCGAACGGGUAUUCUGCCACACAGCCCGCGCCCGGAUGGAGCUCCCGCAUCCAAUCAAGACUUGGUAGCACGGGAUGAUGGCACGGUGCAGGGCACCACAAGACCGACCCAGGUGUGCCAGUUGGUGUUGCUUCAGGUCUCAGCGGAAUUUUGUGGCGUCGAUGCUACCUGGUUGUUAGAGUCCAGAUGAUGAAGAGUUGUGUUGAUCCAAAUCUUUGAAGCUGCUGUGAGGGGGCGCAACGUUACGUCUAAACCAGGUAGCUGCUCUCUUGUUGGGCAAUAGGCCAUGUAAGUGCCGAAGGCCAAGUCUCAGCCGAAGCCACGUUAAGCAGCUUGCAUGUGUUUUUCCCAAUGUCGAGAUAACCUCAGGAAGAGGAAGAAGAAGAUGGCAUGUAGAAUGUUUGUUUGCGGUACCCUGAUUGCCUUGAUGUACAGAUGCGGGUCCCAACCGAGACCUGCGGGGAUCCUGAUGACGAUGAUCACUUCCGGAGGGAGCUCUUCUCUGCCGGCCGAGAUAGCUCCCAUAGCCUACUUGAUCAGUUGCUUACAACUGAACCCUGACAGCUAUGGGGGCACAGUUUAUGCGCAGGCAGUUGACGGAAGUUGUUCCAGCCCCGUUCUAUUUCAAGCAGGUGGUGGUGGCUGGGAAGACAGUGUGUAACUGACAGGAGGGAGAGCUCGUCGAGAUGCAGAAACGAUAAGAUAAGCUCACUGCUGAAUAAGCACUACGAGUGAACUGGCACUUGCUCCCACUUUCUUCAAUGACGCCAUGGUCCGUGCCCUUCUUAUUCUUCCUCACCAGCCCAAGUCACGUGAAAGCCGCCACUGCGCAAAACACUCACCAGCCACACAACUUGGAGAACUCAUUCAGCCUGGUCGCGCAAGGUUCGGCUCACACAGUUGAAUGAUAUUCGUAAAACUUUCCACCACAUCCCCAACCACAAACGAACGCUUCUUCCUGCGAUUCAACUCCCUCGGACCCUCUUAUUCAUCAGCCGAAUAAAUCCCCUCCUUCGCAAGCCUCGAAGGUUCUGCCCCGUAUCAAUCAGCCCGCGCACCGAGCGGUCGCGUCUCGAAGCUCCGCUGUCUUUCAAAGGACUUCGCCGCUUCUAUAUUCACAGCGCCCACCCUCGACUUGGGCCCGAACCAACAACAAAAAGCGAUUUCAUCUCUUCGCAACAACUGAACACCCCCGCCAGGGCAACUCUUGUCUUUCUUUGCGACAGCCCGAACCAUCGGUCCUUCAUCACCGAAUUCCUCCUCUGCUAGCCUAACAGCAACACCACGCGACCAUGUCUAUCGAAGUCGCGAUCGGCACGCCUUUGGCGGAUGCCCUUAACAUGGCCAUCCAGACAAAGAUUGCUGAACUUGGAUGGGCCGGUCCCGGCAACGAGGGCGCUUCCAUGGCCGAGUAUUUCGUUCUCAUGCUCGCCAACGGCAAGUCAGAAGCCGAGGUUGCCAGCGAGAUCUCCGGCGAUCUACUAGGCUUGGGUCCUGAGGACCAGAGUGUGCCUGAGUUUUCAAGGUGGUUAUUCGAGCAGGUCGCCGCUCUCAACAGCCAACUAGGUGCCCAGUCUGCGCAGCCUGCCACUGGAAACAACGAAAUGGACACAGCCGGGGAUGACACAAUGGAGGGAGCUUUUGAUCUCAACAUGGAUACAGAUGCGCCUGCCAUCAAUGCACCUACCGGGCCAAAAGCAAUGCGCGCUGGCGCUCCCCUCCGCGGCGGCCGUGAGAAGCGUAUGGUGGGCCACAUCAACCGUGCGCUUGAUCGAUCAGGACAGGAUGUUCUCCAUCGUGUGCGCGGUCAGUCCGGAAGUGAGCGGAUUGGGAGAGGCCCCCCGCACGGACCGAGGAUGGGAGUUGGGAGACAGCCAAGGACGGCAAACGCUCGCGCCACCAAUAUCGCCGCCGGGUUAGCCAACAUGAACGGCAUGCCUGGGCCCCCCGGGCCUAUGGGACCGAUGAACGGAAUGAAUCCCAUGAACGGCGCUGGUAGCUUUGUGCCACCCGACCUGUACGCGAUAAUGGAACAGCAAAACCGCAUGCUCCAGCAAAUGCAGAACCAGCUCAUGUUGCAGCAACAGCAGAAUGGCAAUGGGCGUGGCAAACCUUUCGACCGCAACAACCGAGGGAACCAGUUCCGCCGUGGCGGCGGCCACUUCAACGGCCACAACACACACCAUCAUCAACAACAACAGCAGCAGCAGCAGUCCUCGGAAGGGGCUCAGGGCGAGACAGCACAGCAAGGCGAAGACGUUGAGAUGGGCGGGGCCAAGCGUGAGGCUCCCAACCCCGAAGAGACAGUAUGCCGUUACAACCUGCGGUGCGGCAAUAAGGAUUGCAAGUUCGCCCAUCAGUCUCCGGCAGCACCUCCCAACACCACGGUGGACGUCACGGAUACUUGCAGCUUUGGGGUAGCGUGCAAGAACUGGAAGUGCACUGGUCGACAUCCCUCGCCAGCCAGCAAGAUGGCACACCAGAGCGAACAAGACUGCAAAUUCUUCCCCAACUGCUCCAACCCCCAUUGCACCUUCCGCCACCCAGCCUUCCCCGCGUGUCGCAACGGCGGCGAGUGCAAGAUUCCAAAUUGCAAGUUUACGCACGUCAAGACAGCCUGCAAAUUCCACCCCUGCACCAACCGGAACUGCCCCUUCCUGCACGAGGAAGGACAGCGGGGGACUUUCCAGGACAAGGUCUGGACGGCGGACGGGUCAAAAGAACAUGUCAGCGAUCGCAAGUUUGUGGAGGAGAACAGACCGGAGGACCUCGUGCUUCCCGGGUCAGAACAUCCAGACGAUGCUGCUUCUCCAGAGGUGGUAGUCUAA
Messenger RNA from Podospora pseudopauciseta, 5433 nucleotides. RefSeq lists its product as uncharacterized. Gene Ontology annotation, biological process: regulation of mRNA stability. The coding region runs from base 3898 to 5433 and encodes 511 amino acids. The transcript has 2 exons. Gene Ontology annotation, cellular component: cytoplasm; nucleus. NCBI's taxonomy places the organism in Eukaryota, Fungi, Ascomycota, Sordariomycetes, Sordariales, Podosporaceae. The record is from RefSeq and is a predicted model, not a curated record. Gene Ontology annotation, molecular function: poly(A) binding.